Trachymyrmex septentrionalis is the source of this 609-nucleotide messenger RNA. RefSeq lists its product as uncharacterized. The transcript is spliced from 4 exons. The record is from RefSeq and is a predicted model, not a curated record. NCBI's taxonomy places the organism in Eukaryota, Metazoa, Arthropoda, Insecta, Hymenoptera, Formicidae. Bases 277 to 609 code for a protein of 110 amino acids.
AUUAAAUACAUUCAAUUCACAUAUAUUAAUUUAUAGCUCAUGUUUUAAUUGCGAUAUAUUGAAAAUGCAUGAAGGUGCAAUUUCAUAGAGCGAAAAACAAACCUCUAAAAUUUUCGGAAAGUAAAUGUGCGAAUAUAAUAAAAUUAGUUGAAUCCAUAUCCGUUAUUAAACGGAACGUUUAAACUAUUUAACAUAUUUGCAUUUUGUAUUUAUAUUUUAAUUUAAAGAAGGAACACAAUUUUUCCAGACUCAAAAAAUUGGGAUAUAAAGUGAAUUAUGGCUUUUCAUAGUCGACGAAAUUUCAAAGUUCAUAGUGGACAUUUAAAAAUCGGACGAAUGGCCUGUUCCUUGUGCAAUAAUUAUGUAAUGGGUAGCUCAUUAUAUGUGAUUAUUCUGGGCCUCAUUGGGACCGUAGUCACGGCUUUUGACAUAAUACGCACAAUAAAUUAUAAAAUUCCUAGGAUGUCAUCACGCCAUAGGAAUAAUCAAGAAGUGCCCUUUACUGUCGAGAGAGAUUUGAAGUUAAUGACGUCGAUCCUGGGAAUCGAGCAUUAUACUUUAAUUAUGUUAGGCGCGAUUACAGUAAGUAAAAAAGUAUUAAAAAAAUAA